Molecule: messenger RNA, 2247 nt
Organism: Lodderomyces parapsilosis
Lineage: Eukaryota; Fungi; Ascomycota; Pichiomycetes; Serinales; Debaryomycetaceae
Gene: NOP4
Product: mRNA-binding ribosome biosynthesis protein
Exons: 1
Coding region: 1-2247 (748 amino acids)
Molecular function (GO): RNA binding
Source: RefSeq, a predicted model, not a curated record
AUGUCGGAAACUGAAAGUAUACCAAAAGAUGUUGCUGAAGCUACGCCAAAAGCUUCAGCAAACACUACGAAACAGAUGAACGAUGACGGUUUAGAUCACAAAACACUUUUCGUUCGUUCGAUACCGUCUGAAGCUACAUCAGAAGACUUGUCUACAUACUUUUCCCAAUUCGUUCCCGUCAAACAUGCAGUUAUUGUAACCGAUGAAAAUAAGCAAAGUAGAGGUUUUGGUUUCGUUUCAUUUACCAUGGAUGAAGAUACGUUGACUGCAUUGGUUGAGUCAAGAAAGACCAAAUUUCAGGGGAAAUUGUUACGAGUGGACAUUGCCAAAAGAAGAGAUAGGAAAACUCAAGCACCUGAUGGAAGUUCAAUUUCAUCAAAAAGGUCUGAACCAAUUGAGAAAAGAAGAGCUCGUUUGAUUAUUAGAAACCUACCUUGGAGUUGCAAGAAACCAGACACGUUGAAGAAUAUUUUUCAAAGAUAUGGUGCUGUGUUUGAUGCUUAUAUCCCAAAGAAAAAGGGAGGUCAAAUGUGUGGAUUUGGGUUUGUUAUCAUGAAGAAAAGAGUUGCCGCUGAGAGAGCUGUAAAGGAGAGUAAAGGGUUAAAGAUUGAUGGGAGAGAAGUUGCUGUCGACUUUGCCGUAGAGAAGUCUAAAUGGGAACAAAUUAAAGACGAAGAAAGUGAAGAUGAAGGUGAAGAGGGGACACAAAAAGGAAAGGAAGCCACAACUGAAGAUCACUCUGGUGAUGAAGCUACGGGCGGUCUUGGAAGCGAUGAAGAAGAAGAGGAUGACGAAGAAGAAAGUGAUGAUGACGAAGAAGACAAAAACCAUGAGGGAUCAAAUUUUGGCGAAUUGAAUGAAAUCAACACUGAUGAUGAAGUUGACUCCGAUGAUGAUGGUAUCAAAAUUGAAAUUGAUGGUGAGCCACAAGAAGAAGAAACUCCCAGAAAAAAGAGUAAUAAACAAGAAGCAUAUUCAAUCUUUGUACGAAACAUUCCAUACGAUGCUGAUGAAGAGAGCUUGAAAGAGCAUUUUGAAGCUUUCGGACCAGUUAAAUAUGCUCUUCCUGUUAUUGAUAAGGACACAGGAUUGUCCAAGGGAUCAGCAUUUGUUGCAUUCAAGAAAGAAGAUGCGUAUCUAGACUGUCUUGAUAAUGCACCAUCAAAUACUGGCUCGACCUCAAUGUUGAUUGCAGAUGACGUUUCACCAAAGUAUGUGUACCAAGGGCGUAUCUUGUCUAUCACGUCAGCAGUGGAUAGACAAUCGGCCAACAAAUUAGCCGAAAGGAAUGCAUUAAAAAGAAAAGAAGCACUUGGCAAAGCUCCUUCUGAGAAGGAUAAGCGUAAUUUAUUUUUGCUUAAUGAAGGUAGAAUUACUGAAAAUUCCAAAUUAGCUCAAUUUAUCACCAAAACAGAUAUGGAAUUGAGAGAAAAAUCAUACAAAUUGCGUGUACAACAAUUGAACAAGAACCCCACUUUGCAUCUAUCAUUAACUAGAUUAGCGGUUAGAAAUUUGCCGCGGGCAAUGAAUGCUAAAGCUUUGAAGGCAUUGGGAAGGAAAGCAGUGGUACAAUUUGCCACUGAAGUCAAACAAGGACAACGACAACCGUUAUCGAAGGAAGAAGUUUCUCGUUCAAACAAGACCAAGGAGGAAAUUCAAGAAGAAAUUGAAGCCAAGUCGAAAAACUCCAAACAUAAAGGUGUUGUUAAACAAGCUAAAGUCAUUAUGGAGGUCAAGGGAUCGGGAGAGGCUGGUCGGAGUAGAGGUUAUGGGUUCAUUGAAUUUAGAGAUCAUAAAGUGGCAUUACAAGGAUUGAGAUGGUUAAAUGCCCAUGAAGUCACAAUUGAUGAGAUUACGGAAGGAAUGACUGAAGAAGAAAUAAAGGUUGCCAAAUUAGACGGAUUGAACAAGAGAAGGUUAAUUGUUGAAUUUGCGGUUGAGAAUGCUCAAGUUGUCAAGAGAAGAAGAGAAAGGGAGAUUAUUAGUAAGAAAUUUGAUAGGGAAAAGGAUAAAGAUGGCAAUGAUAAAAAGAGGAAACGUAAUGACAAGGAAGAAGAAGAACAAGGUGGAAAUAGGUCCAAGAAGCAACGUCAUGGUAAAGGGCCACUGAGGAAAGGCAAUAUGAACAAAGGUGCCAAACCACAAGAGACAAAGCUGGAAAAGGAACCAAAGAACAAAUCGGGUCUUUCUGAUAAUAUCAAGUCAAUCAUUGGACAAAAGAGAAUGAGAAGAAAGGGAAAGAAGUAG